Messenger RNA from Stomoxys calcitrans (stable fly), 1614 nucleotides. RefSeq names its product NKAP family protein CG6066. NCBI's taxonomy places the organism in Eukaryota, Metazoa, Arthropoda, Insecta, Diptera, Muscidae. Gene Ontology annotation, biological process: regulation of gene expression. Gene Ontology annotation, cellular component: nucleus. The transcript has a single exon. Gene Ontology annotation, molecular function: chromatin binding. The record is from RefSeq and is a predicted model, not a curated record. The coding region runs from base 68 to 1465 and encodes 465 amino acids.
UAUCGAUAAAAUUCUCCAUAUAAAAACGAAACUUAGGAAAUAGAUAGAUUGGACAUAAAUAAAAACAAUGAGAUCUCGCACCAGAUCCCGAAGUAGGCACCGUUCACCGACAGAACGUCGAAGGCGUUCAAGAUCCAAAGACAGACGCAGGCGAUCUAGGUCAAAUUCGAACCCACAGAGGGAUGAAAUUGGAAGCAAAGAUAGAAGCCGGAGACAAUCCGAAAGCAGGUCGCCAAACUGGAAAGGACAACGCAACAAGGGCAGAAGUUACAGAAACAGUGAAAGAACUGAGGACAAACACAGGCGACGUUCACAAAGUAGGUCCAAAGAUAAGGAUUCCGUUAAAUUUGGCAAAAAUUGCAAAACAUAUCGCGAAGAUACUUUGCAAGAAAAAGCAACAGAGAGGUGGCCUAAUGACAAAUAUAGAGAGAACGAGAGCAAGGACCGAACCAAUAAUCCCUUCAGAGGGCAACCUACGGCAAACCUACCACCUGAAGAUAGACCCCGCCAUGGGUUUGGAUAUAAAUCGAAUUAUCGGAACGAGGGUUAUAUGAAGAAGGAUACAAAAUACUUGCAGCAACGAAGAGAGGAACGCGAGAAGAUAGGCAUAAUGGGCGUCGAAGACGUGUGGGGGAAAAGUCCAUCACAUCCAGAGAAAUAUUCAGAUGACGAGGAUGACGAUGUCCAAUUAUUGGAGCAUACGUACCAAGGUCCGAAAAAGAAAAAGUCAAAGAAGGGUAAAAAGAAGUCGUCGAAAAAAUCGAAGAAAAAUAAAAAAUCAAAAAAGAAAAAGAAGACUAAAUCCAAAAAGAAGGAAAUGAGUUCCUCGUCGGAAUCUUCGUCUGAAGAAUCCUCAUCCUCUAGUGAAAGUUCAAGUGAUUCAUCUAAUACAGACACAUACACGAGCGAUAGUGAAGAAGAAAUCUGGGUUGAAAAGACCAAUGACUCAAGCAAAAAAUUGAAAAGGUCGAAAAAUAAGAAAAAACCUAAAAAACUCAAAAAGAAAUCUAAAAAGUCUCAAGAAACAGGAGGAAAAUAUGAGGCCAAGCCGAACACAAAACCUUUGACUAGCACAGUGGUUAAUGAAGAAGAUGAUUUUGGGCCCACUUUGCGGCAUACGGGAGGUUUAAACCAAAAAGACUUUGGCCGCGCACUUCUCCCAGGCGAAGGUGCAGCUAUGGCAGCUUAUAUUGCAGAGGGAAAACGAAUUCCACGUCGCGGUGAAAUUGGCCUAACUUCUGAAGAAAUUGCAACAUUUGAAUCGGUUGGCUAUGUGAUGAGCGGCAGUCGUCAUCGCCGUAUGGAAGCUGUACGUAUACGCAAAGAAAAUCAAAUUUAUUCUGCCGACGAAAAACGCGCAUUAGCCAUGUUCAGCAAGGAAGAACGACAGAAGCGUGAAAAUAAGAUACUUUCCCAAUUUAAGGACAUGGUGAAUUCUAAACUGCACGCCAAAGAAAAAAAAUAAAAUUUUGUAUAUACAUACAGACAUAUACAUAAGAAAGAUUGUAAUCACUUGAAAUACAUGUUUCGUGUUGGGUGCAUUCAUUGUGUAUCACAGCACGUUUUCCAUAUAAUCUUUGCGAAAUCAUUUGAAUAAAAUGUUCUGAUCAAGGA